Messenger RNA from Suillus bovinus, 4241 nucleotides. RefSeq lists its product as uncharacterized. The coding region runs from base 35 to 3808 and encodes 1257 amino acids. The record is from RefSeq and is a predicted model, not a curated record. The transcript is spliced from 11 exons. Lineage: Eukaryota; Fungi; Basidiomycota; Agaricomycetes; Boletales; Suillaceae.
CUUCAUUACUGACUGGGAUUUUCAUCCUACAUAUAUGGAUCCAUCUGGGAUAUCACCCAAAUACGAGCUCACAGUUCGCAACCACAUUCGCCAGACCUUCCUUCCUUACGCUAGGAGGUACAUUACCAGAGACCAUGUCGCAUAUACCGAGUUUAAGCUUGAGCAGAUCUUCGCAGAAUCCUUAGAUUUUGUCCCGUUAGCGGACCCGCACGCACUCGUGCUACCUCCAGAUCCACUCGAUACCCUCGCUAAAUCUCUGAAGGAUCAAGACCUCUCCUUUGACGAGCGCUUGACGACAGACGGAAAUACCGUACGCAAGAUCAAAUUAUUACUCAAGACUAUUGUGGGUGAAGGCAGGGAGCUCCGCAGCGAGGCAUGCUGGCGAGAGGAGGAUCACAUGUAUACGCACAUUGCAGAGAUAUACAGACCUAUGACACCCAUCCUUACCAACCGUGCGCGAAAGCAGACCCCGAAAGCAGGGUUCAACGUCCUGCGCGCAUCUCUCCCUCGCACACAGCCUGCGCUAUUCGAGCACACUGGUGUCAAGUCUGUAGUGGUCGCACAAAUUGAGGACUUGGAUUUACCUAACUUAGAGGAGGUUUUGAAUGUUCGCCCCACGAUAGAAUCCACUACCCGCACUUGCAUCCUUUCGCUAUUUAAAUUGGCAAAUCCGCCUGCACAGUCAACCGAGACCAACGUACAUGUCACUUCUUUCCUGCGCGCCAAUUCCCCACCACUUCAGAUUCAACGUCCACUUUCUCCCCCUCUAUUUCCUCGAUCUAAAGCAAGCCCGGGUUCAUUAUGGACAGGUAUCGCGAAUGCAAAGGACAUCGCGGAUAGGCUGAAUGCUGUCCCUGCUCCUGUUCCGAAAGAGUUAGAGGACGAUGUAGACAUUGUCAGCAUGUCGAUUGUCGAUGGAUGGGCUGUCCACCCCAUAUCUUCUCCGCCUUCCGUCUCGCCUAUCUCCUCACAGGAGACAGAUAUCGACGAACUAUGGGAGGACUCACUGACACCGCCUGGCACGCCUGCUACAAGUCUUUUCGGUGCUAGAAUGGACGAAGUAGAGAUCCCGCGCGUUCGCAAACCUGGGCAUAUACUUCCGUACUCACUCAAACCAAGGAGUUCUAACAGUCUCAAGUCACUUAUCGAGCACCUGAAGCCUGUGGCUGCUGCGAAGUCAAAAGAAGGCCAUACUACAGCGCUGAUGAAUCAGAAUACCAAUAUUGCGCUGUUUCAUUCCUCCCCAAGCACGGAGGAUGGGAGGAUCCUUGAUGCAGAAGACUCUAUGCUUGGGCAGCCACCUUCUGUUUGUGCUGCUUCACCCCUGCCUACGCAUGCGGGAACAGACAGAAGAAAGAAGUCAGGUCAAAAUCAGGCCUUGGAAGAUAUUGAUGUAGAACAGGGUCUUAACAUGACUCUCAGGCAUAUAUACCGAGAGGUGCAAGAGGAGAACGUCGAGGGGUGUGUAUUGGCGGAAAGGUUGGAUGAAAAGGAUGUCGCAUUGAUGGACGUGCCACACCUUCCACCACCCACAGUGCACCUGGGACCGUCUCUGCGGCCUACAAGCAUGAGGGCUCUCAUACGUGGAGACAAUUUAAACGUUCGGCGGCACACUUCACUGGAAGCCGUAAAAGGCAUCAAGCCACUCAACCUCGAGUUAUCUUGGAGACCCUUCAAAUUCGCGCCCCCGAUUCCAACCGACGAAAGCGUCUCCCUUGUCACUGAACCUGCUCUAGAUGACCUCAUGAAACUGGGCUAUGUUGACAAAGCAAGCGAUGCAAAGAUCCACGGACUGCUUGCAGACCUUGAAACUGCUUCAUGUCAUUCGGCCAACAUAGCGGAAUCGAAGAAACCAAAAGACAAACGCGGGACAGGGAAUUUUGGUCUCUCGCCUCCCCAGCCUUCCAGGUCUUCUAUGCUAGGAGAGGGAUUUGAACUGGUGCUGACGAAAAGAGAACGAAGACUUCAUGCCGGCCUUCCUGAAUUCGAGGAUCUGCAUGAACAUGGUGCUAAAUAUGGCGAAGAUUACCACGAACGACAAGAUGUCGAGGGCGGAGAUGAAACCUCACUUGAAACGGACAAUGAUGAUCAGCCCGCGAAGCCUCCUCACCCUGUCUUUCAUGAUUCUGACAUUUUGGAUAGCAUUCCUAACGUUGUCGACCACUCCGAUGUUGCAGAUAAUGGUAUUUCUGGUGCUACUUUCGGUGAUCCAGAAACUGCGUUCGAUUAUCGUGGUGUUACAUUCUCCAACCUCUGCGACAAUGAGGCGUGUUAUCGAGAUCGAGAUGACCCGAGUCCUCUGGAAGCUGUCUACUCACUCGACGAUUUUGAUUACUCUGACAAGGACGACAAGGACGACCGCCAACUCCAGGAUCAGGAGCAAGAUAGGGAUCAAGACCACGAAGGACCACCUUCAUCUUUCCCGUCAUCGACAUGGCACCGGUACGGCCCAAGUCCAUAUCCGGCCAGGCCUCCUCUCGGCGGACUUGACCAAGAUUAUGCCAUGGCUAACACCCAAGACCUUUGUACGGAAUCGGCCUUUUUCCCGCUUUCAUUUGGCUCCCAUAGUGAGCGGGUGUCAACGUAUCCGACCGAUCCAUGCGUACUCUUAAAUGAUGAUGAGGAACGAAGAGUGUCACCGGAUACCGACAGCCCAAAGAAAACUCAAGGCAUCUCGGAAAAGGACCAACCGGCGAACAUGACGUCAUUCUUACGAUAUUUCGUCCCGGAGAUGGCUACUAAUAGUGCUUUCCCCGUAUCCAAACGUAGACGCCUGGAUGACCCCAUCACCGCCACUAUCGUCACGCGAAGGUUUCUAAAUGACUACUUGGCACUGCGCAACAAGAACGUGGUGCAUUAUCCCCUCCCGUCGGCAACUCCCACGGUCAUCUCCUCUGAACCCCAGGCUUUGGAACUCGGCAGCACCUCGCCGCCCCGUGCUGUACCUCUAGAAAUCCUCGACACCGACACCAUACGUCUCCCCGAUGUAUGGAACCCACCGACCGCGAGCCAUUACUAUCUUGCAAGCAUGGCUCUCAUCCAGAAGCGCGCGCUUGUCCGGGCCUUGCGGGCUCCCGAGUGCCGGGUGCAUCUCGUAGAGAGGUAUGUGUUAGGUGGUGUGGACAUUGUGAUGGAUCCAGACACAGCCGUGCUGGUUGCGCCGCUGCUGGCCCUUCCAUCACAGGUCGAAGAACUUGUCGAUCGCAUCUCGCAGGCAUCCUGGCGGUAUACACGUAUUCUUGUUAUUCUUGAGGCAUUCCCAAGUACAAAUGCAUUUACGGCAGAAAUCAUCACCAACAACGUCAAACUAGUGCCCUAUGCGUUUUCGCCUCCCAUGCUCAAAGCAAUUAAGAAGCUCCGCCGGCUCUUGACCAUCGCCGAGGGUUGUGGGACGAAGAACGCAGGGUGUAAGAUUCAAUGGGCGUUUGCUAAUGAUGUAGGCGAGGCGGCGUUAUUUGUGAGAAUGUUUGGGAACUUGGCUCAGGAAUGGGCUUUCAAUGAAGGUGGUAAUGCAAUUUGGGAAGAUCGGGAGUGGCUACAGGUUGAUGAACAUGAGGAUGAAGCGGAUCUUGCGAGUGUGGAGGGCAUGAACCAUUUCGCAGCCUUCGUGAUGCUGUAUCAGGGAUCGCUUCAAGAAAUCCUCAAUAUGUCUCCUGAGAGUCGUGUGGCAGAAUUUUCUUAUCUGGUAGGAAGCCAGCGGAUAGCUUCUCUAAACGCCAUUAUCGAGCGGCGCACACAGGAGAUGGUUGUAGAUGCGGAUAGUGAAUCUGGUCUAUAUCUUCAGAGGGUGGAUUUGUCGCAUGUAUGAUUUCAUUUUGCGGCAAAUAAACCACUUUGGCCAAAAUUCAUUUUACCUUGCUGUAUUGAUUUCUGAUAAGUCAAACUGAUAAGCGUAUCAUGUUGAGAACAUCCGUCCGUGUGGAUGGGGAGGCUGAUAAUCACAUGUUAUACGUAAUAAGGAUCACUGCUGGGCGGAAAUUACAACGAUCGGAUAGUAGGUCCACUCAAGCGCGGGUGGUAGGAGUCAUACGGGUGGCAGGACGGCCACUUGUCAUCACCACGUUUUCUCUGCUCAAUCUCGCGCGGACCCGAUGCAGUGCCGUAGGCCGAAACUCCGUGGGCCGCGGUGCUGACCGAAGUAAUAUAGGAUCGUUUCUGUCUUUUUUUCAAUUCAUAUUCAUUGUCCUUUGGCCGGUCAACGAACCUAUGUCGGACAUAGCCCUAUAGUAUUAUUGUGAGAC